GCACACUAAACACUUUUUGCAAAAUAGAAAUCACAUUAAUCCCAUUCUCUACCGAGGCCCCAACAAACCAUCUUUUAUAAGUGUUGAUAUAGAAAAUUGUUGAUGUCUGUACGCGAAAAACGAGGAUACAGGUGUCGGCUUAUUUUGUCAUGGCGGGUGUAAGCGUGGUCCCAACAAUGGCGAGUGAACCGGUGAGUAUGAUCGAGCACAACUCCGAAGAACCAUUGAUCAAACAAGUGAAGCCAGAGAAAAAUCUAGAGCAAGAAGAAGGGAUAGACGAUCAGCUGACCCUGUCCCAGUACUUCAUGAACAAAUCAAGCUCCUCUGUUUCUCCCUCUAUGGGAACUCCUCUUGUCGGUGAAGCCUCAGCCACCACCAAUAGGAAACGAGCAAGGGUAAUGAUAAAAGACAGAUGUAAGAAAUCUGCAACUCAUUCUUCACCUACCAUGCAGAAAGCAAAGGCCUUUCAAGCCAGUCUUGAUCCAACCCAACCAAGCUUUAUUAAAUUACUGAGCCGUUCCCAUGUUACACAUGGAUUUUGGUUGGGCCUUCCAGCGGAUUUCUGUAGAAUGUACUUACCCCCUCAUGAUCAUACAAUACCAUUGGAGGGUGACAAUGAGAAGCAGUAUGAGGCCAAAUUCAUAGCAGAAAGACAAGGACUUAGUGGUGGAUGGAGAGGAUUCUCCCUUGCCCAUAACUUGCAAGAAGGUGAUGCAGCUGUCUUUCACUUAGUACAGCAAUAUAAAUUCAAGGUUUACACAGUGAGAGCAGUGCAUGAAAGAUCAUAUCUUGAAGAAAAUUGUCAAAAUGAUGGCCAGCCAGAAACGAAUUAUGAGUUAGGGGAUGAAGGAUUCAUUUUUGAGAAUGAUAAGGAGGAUUCCCCUGCAGAAACUAAGGAUGGCAGUUCCACCGGAUCUUUUGUGGACUUGAAAAAGUUCAGCAUUGUUGUAAAUGAGUGCCCAAUGGACUCGAAAUUCUCCAUCUCAGCACGUCAGAAAUACUAUGAGCUGUGUUGUGCUCAGAAAUCAUAUCUACAUGAUGGAUUUGCUGAGAACAUUAACUAUACGUUGGCUGUUGGGAUCAUCUUGGAAACAGUUAGCAUAGCUGACAAUAUCAAAGCUUGUACCCUUUCCACACCGUUGACUGAUUUCAAGAGUUGGGACAACACAUUAUCUGGCUUUAUGCAUUUGGGUAUGGACGUUGGUUUUCUGCAAGAGCGAUUAAGCAAACUUUCAACUCGUGCAAUUGAAUUUCAAGGUUCCCAUGAAGCAAGUAGGCAUUGUGAAAUCAUAACUGAAGAAAAUAAUUUGAACAAAGAAAUUGAAUCUGUUGAGAGGAAGCUUAUGGAACUAAAAGAAGCCUUGAUGGAUGUUCAAGUUGAAAAAGAAGCUCUUGAGACACAAUUCCUGAUAUACGACAUGGUUUUCUGCGGGAUGGCUAAAAGUCCUUGGUGAUCUCACAAGUCUUCCCUCUAAUCUGUUUGAGGCAUAUAUACUUGACCUUUAUAUUAUAUGACUUAGUUGUGUACAUAAUGUAUUGGGCAUCCUCUGAUCCAUUUCUAGUCUAGAAGAAAAAGAAUGUAAGAUUCAGGCAGGAAGCUUCUGUUUCAGUGUUUGUUUUAGCUAUGUAGUGAUUAGCCAAGUUAGUAGAAGGCUUAGAUGUUCAUUACUUCAUUUCCUGGUCCAAAUCUGGAUGGAACUUUGGUACUGUAUGAAUUUUGUGCUAAUGGUUAAUCUAUAAUUACAAUUAUGUA
This is a messenger RNA of Ipomoea nil (Japanese morning glory), 1753 nucleotides long. Its product is annotated as B3 domain-containing protein Os01g0234100-like. The transcript is spliced from 5 exons. Bases 150 to 1454 code for a protein of 434 amino acids. Lineage: Eukaryota; Viridiplantae; Streptophyta; Magnoliopsida; Solanales; Convolvulaceae. The record is from RefSeq and is a predicted model, not a curated record. Gene Ontology annotation, molecular function: DNA binding.